Messenger RNA from Gekko japonicus, 1771 nucleotides. It is a transcript of the gene SYT2, whose product is annotated as synaptotagmin 2. The record is from RefSeq and is a predicted model, not a curated record. Gene Ontology annotation, molecular function: calcium-dependent phospholipid binding; clathrin binding; syntaxin binding. Gene Ontology annotation, biological process: cellular response to calcium ion; synaptic vesicle endocytosis; regulation of calcium ion-dependent exocytosis. The transcript is spliced from 10 exons. Bases 159 to 1442 code for a protein of 427 amino acids. Gene Ontology annotation, cellular component: dense core granule; synaptic vesicle membrane; axon. Lineage: Eukaryota; Metazoa; Chordata; Lepidosauria; Squamata; Gekkonidae.
GCGGCGGCGGUAGCGACCCGGCAGGCGGUGAGGGGAGGUAGCGCCCGCGGCUCCCGCCCACCCGGUCAUCUGUUCCCCCUUAACCAUCAAGAGGUUUCCAGAGUGUUUAACAGCCAGCCAGUCCAGGUGGUUGUGAGUACCUCAAGAAACCAGCAAAGAUGACUUGGAAGCUCUUCAAGAAAAACCCCAAUCCUGAGCCCAUCAUAGCGGCGUCUGUGGCACCACCUGUACCCCCUACCACAAUGGUGGUCCCAGUGGGGUCAAUGGACAACUCAACACAUUCGGGCCCGGUGGAGAGCAAGGAGGAUGUGUUUGCCCAGAUUAAAGAAAAGUUUAUGAAUGAGAUAAACAAGAUUCCAUUGCCACCAUGGGCCCUGAUUGCCAUUGCGGUGGUCGCUGGGCUGCUGAUCCUCACCUGCUGCUUUUGCAUCUGCAAGAAGUGCUGCUGCAAGAAGAAGAAGAACAAGAAGGAGAAAGGCAAGGGGAUGAAAAAUGCCAUGAACAUGAAAGACAUGACAGGCCAGAAUAAACAGGAUGAUGAUGAUGGAGAUGGAGAAGAAGAGGAGGAAGAAGAGGAGAAGGAGAAGGAACCAGAAAACCUGGGCAAGCUGCAGUUCUCCCUAGACUAUGAUUUUCAGGGUAACCAGCUAACAGUAGGGAUCCUCCAAGCAGCUGAGCUCCCAGCACUGGAUAUAGGUGGCACAUCAGACCCUUAUGUCAAAGUCUUCCUCCUUCCUGACAAGAAGAAGAAGUACGAGACCAAAGUGCAAAAGAAGACCCUCAAUCCAACCUACAAUGAGACCUUCGUCUUCAAGGUUCCAUAUCAGGAACUGGGUGGGAAGACCUUGGUGUGUGCCAUCUAUGACUUUGACCGGUUCUCCAAGCAUGACAUCAUUGGGGAAGUCAAGGUGCCCAUGAACACCGUGGACUUGGGACAGCCCAUUGAAGAGUGGAGAGAUCUAGAGAGUGCAGAAAAAGAGGAGCCUGAGAAAUUGGGAGACAUCUGUAUCUCACUACGAUAUGUGCCCACUGCUGGGAAGCUCACUGUCUGUAUCUUGGAAGCAAAGAACUUGAAAAAGAUGGAUGUUGGAGGACUUUCAGAUCCCUAUGUGAAGAUUCACCUGUUGCAGAAUGGCAAGCGACUUAAGAAGAAGAAGACCACUGUCAAGAAGAAGACGCUGAACCCUUACUUCAAUGAGUCCUUCAGCUUUGAGAUUCCCUUUGAGCAGAUACAGAAAGUGCAAGUUGUGAUCACCGUGCUGGAUUACGACAAACUGGGGAAGAAUGAAGCCAUUGGCAAGGUAUUUGUGGGCAACAACUCCAGCGGCACAGAGCUGCGGCACUGGUCUGACAUGCUGGCCAACCCUCGCCGCCCCAUUGCCCAGUGGCAUUCCCUGAAGCCUGAAGAGGAGGUGGAUGCAGCUCUUGGGAAAAACAAAUAGGCUACUCCAUACCCCAGCAUCACCUACUGAACAUUCAAAGUGAUCCAGAGCUAUCAAUACCUCAGUUAGGCAAUGUUUGGUUUCUGUUCUGUUUUCUGAGCUGCAAUACCCUUUCUUUGAUGGCUGUAGAAGAAUUCCGGAUGCACCCAAGUGUUUCCAAGGGAAAGAGUUUGAAAGGCACAGAGAUUUCGUUUGCUUUCUUCCAAGUACUUUGUCCGCUGCAUGUUCCGUCAUCUCUCUGUGUUGUUCUCUUCAAGCACCAAGCCAGCUCCUUUCUUGGGGUUUCUUCUUCAAGGCCACCGUGAAUAGCACACGGUUUGCUUUUACUC